Messenger RNA from Cololabis saira (Pacific saury), 1365 nucleotides. It is a transcript of the gene mettl21e, whose product is annotated as methyltransferase like 21e. NCBI's taxonomy places the organism in Eukaryota, Metazoa, Chordata, Actinopteri, Beloniformes, Belonidae. The transcript has 5 exons. The record is from RefSeq and is a predicted model, not a curated record. Gene Ontology annotation, cellular component: cytosol; cytoplasm. The coding region runs from base 293 to 964 and encodes 223 amino acids. Gene Ontology annotation, biological process: peptidyl-lysine methylation. Gene Ontology annotation, molecular function: protein-lysine N-methyltransferase activity.
ACCUGUUGCUGUCCCUCUGCUUUACUGCUUUCGGCAGUCAUUAAAGCUUACUCAAGGAGCAAGAAAGGGCUAGAUGUCGGGCCACGGUAUGAGAUUGUUGGUCAAGGAGUCGGGGGACACUGUUAGUGUGUAACUUCAAACCAUAGGUGACUGUAACAGUCUUAUCAGAAACCACAGUGACCCAGAUCUAGAGUGCUACAGUCAGCUGGUGGUGAGAGCAGAGGAUUCUUGCCUGCCUGACAGACUCCUUCAGGCAGACACUCUACAGUCCAAGGGGACAGAACAAGAUACCAUGGCAGGUGCUGCUGGUGAUGCAGAGCUAGCCAAGGCUAUUAUGUCACGGCGUUCCCUACCGUCUGCCAUUGGCCCUGAGACCUGGGAGGGAUACAUGUUUUCUGAUCUGGAGAUCCGAAUCAAGGAGUCUUUGGACGUGUACGGAGCGGUACUCUGGCCCUCGGCAAUGGUGCUGUGUCAUUUCUUAGAGACCAACCGAGACGAAUACAACCUCACAGACAAAAAUGUGAUUGAACUAGGGGCUGGAACUGGGCUUGUCACUAUCGUAUCCAGCUUGUUAGGUGCAAAAGUCACAUCCACUGACCUCCCGGAUGUGCUGGGGAACCUCCAGUACAAUGUAAAGCGCAACACAGCGGGCCGGUGCAAAUACAUCCCUCUGGUUACUGAGCUCACCUGGGGUCAGCAUCUGGAUCAGCGCUUCCCUCGUGCCACGCAUUGUUUCGACUACAUACUGGCAGCUGAUGUGGUGUACUCCCACGAUUACCUGGCAGAGCUGAUGGACACCUUCAGCCACCUAUGUCAGGAAAACACUCAGAUAUUAUGGGCUAUGCGUUUCCGACUGGACCCAGAGAACAGCUUUGUGGGUCGUUUCCAGCAGCAUUUCUGUGUUGAGGAGCUCUAUGACCUCCCAAGUCUGAAUAUUAAACUAUACAGAGCAUGGAAGAAGUGAGCAGAGAGAGGCUGCUGCCUGAACUUCUGAACCUGCCAUUGAUUAUGUAAUAACUGCUCGGGACUCAUGUUCUGGGUAUGGGUCUCUGGAAAGCGUCUAGAGACAACUUUUGUUGUAUUAGAUGCUAUAUAAAUAAAAUUGAAUUGAAUUGAAAUGAAUUGAAUUGAACACACAGAGCUCUGAAUAUUUACCGUAUAAAUAUUUGCUUAUGACAGUGGUUUAGCUGGAUUUCAUCUACCAGCAGAAUGCUCUCAAACGUGUGAUUUUUGCUGAAGCAUUUUGGCUGAUACCUCUUCAUCACGACAUCUGUUUUCUCUGCCUCUUGUCUGAAAGGACUCUCCCAAAAUAAAUGGUGUUUAUCUUUACUACAAGGGCUUCAUAUUUAAUCUUGUUAUCAAAUA